AGCUAAAGAAUUCCAAUUUUAAAACCGUUGGAAAACGUUCUCCGGGGAAAACGAAGGCGGAGAAGAGAUUGCUUAAGCUCACCGCCCACUCCUCUGCUUACGGUCCUCCGCUCUGGAGAGCCGUUCAAAGGUUAUCGUGGCUUCAUCCGGACCGCAAACCCUUUCUCGAAGGAAGAUCCCGUCCUCCGCCGCCGCAGCCGCAGCUCCUCCGCCACCUCCGUCCCAUCACCGUCCCCAAAUCCGAGAGCUUCCUUUUUGGCAGCAAACUUGGUUUCUUCUCCUCCUGCUCGCCAUGGCGCUCUCCCUCUUCGCUCUCUCUCUCUUCCUCUUUCUCACCCUCGAUCUCGACGACGGCUCACCGCAGCCAACCUACGCUGCCGCUUCCGAGGGCGUUGAGAUUACUUUUGGGAGCGUGAUGAAGCUGAUGCAUGAGAAGACGAAGUUUAGGUUGCAUUCGCAUGAUGUGCCUUAUGGAUCGGGUAGCGGGCAGCAAUCUGUGACUGGUUUCCCUAAUGUUGAUGAUUCUAAUAGUUAUUGGAUUGUGAAGCCGACUCUGGAUUCAUCCGCCAAACAGGGUGAUGUUAUUGAAAGUGGAACCCUAAUUCGGUUACAACAUAUGAGGACCCGUAGAUGGCUGCAUAGUCAUUUGCAUGCUUCACCAAUAUCUGGUAAUAUGGAGGUGAGCUGCUUUGGAGGGGACGAUAACUCAGACACCGGUGAUUUUUGGAGGCUUGAGAUUGAAGGUAACAAGAAAAUAUGGAAGCAGGAUCAACGUAUCAGACUCAGGCAUGUAGACACUAGUGGUUACCUUCACAGUCAUGACAAGAAAUAUAGUCGGAUUGCUGGAGGUCAGCAGGAGGUCUGUGGUGUCCGUGAUAAGCGUCCUGAUAACAUCUGGUUAGCGACCGAAGGAGUGUACCUUCCUGUCAAUAAAGCAAAAUAAGGUGAUGAUUCUUAUUAACUAUCAAACCUGAAUAGAGUCCUUGUGUUUCGGAGAGUUCUUGUGGUAACCCAAGUUCUGAGAUGAAGUUUUCAUGUACUUUUGUGAUUAGUUAUACCUACUUGAAUACUAUCCACUGUGAUACAGUGAUUGAUAGUGGGAGAAUGUUUUGAUGAUCGAAAACUCCAUGUAACUCUCUCUAGGCCACCCAUCUUUUACUAAUUUGGGGACUUUAAUAGGAAAAAGCUCUUUAACACAGCUUCUUGCUUUCA
This is a messenger RNA of Dioscorea cayenensis subsp. rotundata (Guinea yam), 1212 nucleotides long. Its product is annotated as stromal cell-derived factor 2-like protein. Lineage: Eukaryota; Viridiplantae; Streptophyta; Magnoliopsida; Dioscoreales; Dioscoreaceae. The record is from RefSeq and is a predicted model, not a curated record. The transcript is spliced from 6 exons. The coding region runs from base 293 to 943 and encodes 216 amino acids.